This is a messenger RNA of Exophiala aquamarina CBS 119918, 3858 nucleotides long. Its product is annotated as structural maintenance-chromosome 1. Gene Ontology annotation, molecular function: ATP hydrolysis activity; protein binding; DNA binding. Gene Ontology annotation, biological process: sister chromatid cohesion. The coding region runs from base 1 to 3858 and encodes 1285 amino acids. NCBI's taxonomy places the organism in Eukaryota, Fungi, Ascomycota, Eurotiomycetes, Chaetothyriales, Herpotrichiellaceae. Gene Ontology annotation, cellular component: nucleus; cohesin complex; chromosome. The record is from RefSeq and is a predicted model, not a curated record. The transcript has 3 exons.
AUGGGGAAACUCAUUCGUCUUGAGCUUUACAGACACCAUACCUUACUCUUCGGAGAUGCCUACUUCACCUCCAUCAUCGGUCCCAAUGGAUCUGGCAAGUCCAACUCCAUGGACGCCAUCUCCUUCGUCCUCGGCAUCAAAUCAUCCCAUCUACGGUCGACCCAUCUACGAGAACUUGUUUACCGUGGCCGUGUCCUGCGCAAAUCAACUGUAAAUGGCGACGCGGCUAAUGGUGUAAAUGGCCACGGAGAGGAAGAAUCAAGCCAAGUCAACGGAUCGCAAGAACGUAAUGAUCCAAAAUCUGCAUGGGUCAUGGCAGUAUACGAAGAUGAUGCGGGAAUCGAGCAAAAGUUCAAGCGCACAAUCACAAACCAAGGCGUUUCCGAGUAUCGCAUCAACGAGCGUGUGGUAUCUUCGCAGCAUUACAACGAAAUGCUAGAGGAGGAAAACAUCCUCAUCAAAGCACGAAAUUUCUUGGUGUUUCAAGGCGAUGUUGAAGCCAUCGCGAUUCAGAAGCCUCAGGACUUGACGCGUCUCAUCGAACAAGUCUCCGGGAGUUUAGAGUAUAAAGCGGAGUACGACAAAUUAAAAGCUGAAUUGGAUGAAGCUGCAGAGAAACAGGCUUUUCAGCUCAAUCGACGGCGAGGCAUUAACUCUGAGAUCCGGCAAUAUCAAGAACAGAAGCGCGAGGCGGACAAUUUUCAGAAAAAGGCUGCAGAGAAAGAUCAAGCCAUAGUGACUCAUGUUUUGUGGAAAUUGUACCAUCUUCAACGCCAAAUUGAGGAGUCCAGUGCAGAGAUCCAGCGACACCAGAACGAUGUGAAAGAGCAUAAGCGGGGCCUCGAGAAAUACGAACGUAGUCUUGAUGCCGCAAAGAAAGAUCACGCUCAGGCAGCAAGAGGUGUGACGAAAGCCGAAAAAGCCAUCAAGGCCAAAGACAGAGAAAUCGAGGAUCACGUCUCUUCCCUAGUACCCAUUGAUGAACAGAUUUCGGUCUCUACCCAGCAGAUCACAAAAUAUGCCAAUAGAGUCAACACCAUUGUCAAGGAGCGGAGCGCACAAGCUACGACCGUGAGUCAACUCGAAAAAGAUCUUGCUACUGUCGAGAAGGCACAGGCUCAAUGGCAGAAAGAAUGGGAUCAAAAUGCCAGUCGAAUGGGUGGUCGGCUGAGCUCAGCAGAUCUUCAGCAAUACACCCGCUUACGAGAAGAACUCAAUAAACGUGCAUCAGCUAACAUCAGUCUUGUGGAAAAGCUCAAAAAUGAACGGGCGCCAAUCGAAGCGACCUACAAUAACUUGAAGAACAGCGUUGAAAGCACAGAGUAUAGAUUGAAGUCACUCGAAAACGAAUACACUUCAAUCAGCGAACGUAGAGAAGCCGUCAAAGAUGUAGUGCAGCAAGUUCAGACAGAUAUUGACACAAAGAAAAAAGAAUUGAACGCGGCCACAUCGAAGAGAUUGCAGGCCGCACGUCAACGGACCGAACUCGAUGAGAAACUUGCAGAGAUUGCACGAAAGCUGCUCGAGGCUGACGAUGGCCGUCGGACAAGUGAGAAGGAGCGCCGGAUGAAAGAGACUAUUGCCAUGCUUAAACGCACGUACCCUGGAGUCAAAGGCAGAGUACACGAAUUGUGUAAACCUAAGCAAAAGAAAUAUCAGGAAGCCGUCAGCACAGUUUUGGGUCGUCACUUUGACGCUGUUGUGGUCGAUACCGAAGCAACAGCGAAACAAUGCAUUGAAUAUCUACGUGAUCAUCGAUCCGGGCAAGCUACAUUUAUUCCCCUGGACACAAUCCAAGUCAAAGCUGUCAACACAAACCUGAAAGGAAUGCACCGUGGCAUGAGACCCGCCGUUGAGACCAUCGAUUACGACCAGUCAGUAUCACGAGCUAUAUCCUACGCCUGCGGAAAUGCAAUUGUUUGUGACGACCUUAAGAUUGCCAAAGAAUUGUGCUAUACUCGGAACGUCGACGCAAAGGCUGUGACUUUGGACGGCAGUGUCAUCCACAAGGGAGGUCUAAUGACUGGUGGUCGGGGUAGAGAACAGAAUACUCGAAGAUGGGAUGAUGCCGAAGUCGAUAGACUCACCAAACUCAAGGAUAAAUACAUGGAAGAAUUUGCCGCCCUACCACAAGAACGGUCCCGGGUGGCAGAGGAGCAGGCCUUACAAAAUGAGCUAAGCGGCCUCGAAAGUCGAUUGCGGUAUACAAAAGAGGAACUUGAUGCACUCCAGAAGAAUCUCCAAAGCAAAAAGCGAGAGAUUGAUCAUGUCAAGGACCAGUUACGGGGAGAACGCCCUAAGAUGCAAGCUGAGCUCGACAAGCUAGAGAAGAUUGACGAAGAAAUUUCUGACUACCGAGAAUCAGUCAGCAAUGUGGAGAAUGAGAUUUUUGCGGACUUCUGUCAGCAACACGGGUUCGACGAUAUUCGUGACUAUGAGGCGCGACAAGGCUCACUUCAACAAGAGGCCGCCCAGAAGAAGUUGGAGUUCGUUACACAGAAGGGUAGGAUCGAGGGUCAGCUGAACUUUGAGCGUACCAGAUUGCAAUCAACAGAUGACCGACUGCAGGCUCUCCGGGAUAAAGAGCAGCGCGACAGGACUACCAUCGACGAACUGAAUGAACAACGUCAGGGCAUUCAAGAUGAUCUUGACACUUUGAAGAACGAGCUCGAUGAACUGAAUGCUGAGCUAGAAGAGCAAAAAGAGCUACAAUCAGCCGCUGCUGAAAAGUUGGCAAAGCAAAAGCAAGAAGUCCAAAAAAGAAACAGCGAAAUGAGCAGUACCUUCAACCGCAUAAGCGAACUGGAAGGUGCAAUGCAACGCUAUUCGACCACGAGAUACGCAUUGCUUCGACGUUGUAAGAUCGAAAACAUUGCCAUUCCUCUUACAGAAGAAUCGGCAAGUCUUGAGAGUGUCCCCAUCAAUGAACUCCCUCUAGAAGAUGCAGAUACAAUGGAUGUUGACGAGGAAGAUCCGACCUCAUCGGCGCUCAAGACUCACAGGGUCACAGAUUAUGGCGUCGAGCCUGAUUUUGAUGCCCUUGACGAUGACCUACGGGACGAGGACGGAGAAGGGGUAGACCAAAAGCUUCAGGACGACAUCGCCAAACUGACCGCAACUCUCGAGAAGAUGCAGCCCAACUCGCACGCGGCACAGCGUCUCGCCACCGUGGAGGCGCGCGCGCGAGACACGGAGCAAGAAUACGAGGACUCGAGAGCGCAGUAUCGCGAACUCAAGGCCAGUUUCGAAGACGUUACGGAAAGCCGCAACGGGCUCUUCAACAAGGCCUUCUCCCACAUCUCAGAACAGAUCGAGCCGAUCUACUCUAACCUGACCAAGUCGGACGAAUUUCCCGCAGGUGGUCGCGCGUACCUUACGGCUGACGAGGAAGAGCCGUACCUCGCUGGCGUCAACUAUCAUACCAUGCCGCCAACGAAGCGGUUCCGAGACAUGGAGCAUCUGUCCGGCGGGGAGAAAACCAUGGCCGCACUGGCGCUGCUCUUCGCCAUCCACAGCUACCAGCCCAGCCCAUUCUUCGUGCUCGAUGAAGUCGACGCCGCUUUGGACAACGCCAACGUGGGUAAAUUGGUCAACUACGUGAGGAACCAUGCUGGCCCCGGCAUGCAAUUCAUCGUGAUCAGUCUCAAGACCGGCUUUUUCCAGGGCAGCGAGGCUCUGGUCGGCGUGUACAGAGACCAAGGCGCGAACAGCUCCAAGGUCUUGACCCUCGAUGUAAGCAAGCCCCCGUUUGAGAUUCUCCUAGUUGAAUUGCCAUUCCUCGUCGCCCCCCUCCCCCUCCUCCGCAAGAUUCAUAAAUCAGAUCAGUUAGCUGACCUCUAUCCCACAACAGCUUCGUAA